CCCUGCCGCCCGCCGGAGCCGAGCGGGGAGCCAGGACGAGCUGGGAGGCCCCGGAGAGCAGCUCCCCCAAAGGUUCCAGGAUGGCAGAAGAGGAUCCUUACAAAUUGGUGAUCCACGAACAAAUGUUUCCAAUGGAACCUUAUAAUAUUGGAAUAAAUGCAAUUUUUAAUAAUUCAGGAUUACUUCCAGCACAGAUACCACUGAUAACAGCAGAUGGCCCAUACCUUCAAAUAUUAGAGCAACCUAAACAGAGGGGAUUUCGUUUCCGUUAUGUGUGUGAAGGACCAUCCCAUGGAGGACUUCCUGGUGCUUCUAGUGAAAAGAACAAGAAAUCAUACCCACAAGUUAAAAUUUGCAACUAUGUGGGGCCAGCAAAAGUUAUUGUCCAGUUGGUCACCAAUGGGAAGCAUGUCCACCUGCAUGCUCAUAGCCUGGUGGGGAAACACUGUGAGGAUGGAAUCUGCACUGUCACUGCUGGACCCAAGGACAUGGUGGUGGGGUUUGCAAAUCUGGGUAUACUUCAUGUGACAAAGAAAAAAGUAUAUGAAACAUUGGAAGCACGGAUGACAGAUGCCUGUAUAAGGGGGUAUAAUCCUGGACUUUUAGUGCAUCCAGAACUCAACUAUUUGCAACCAGAAGGUGGUGGAGAAAGACAACUCACAGACAGGGAAAAGGAGAUCAUCCGACAGGCAGCUCUCCAGCAGACAAAGGAGAUGGACCUCAGCGUGGUGCGGUUGAUGUUCACAGCCUUUCUUCCAGACAGCACAGGCAGCUUCACCAGAAGACUGGAGCCCGUGGUGUCAGAUGCAAUCUAUGACAGCAAAGCCCCCAACGCCUCCAAUUUGAAGAUUGUAAGAAUGGACAGGACGGCAGGCUGUGUGACUGGAGGGGAGGAGAUUUAUCUUCUUUGUGAUAAAGUUCAGAAAGAUGACAUCCAAAUUCGAUUUUAUGAAGAAGAGGAGAAUGGUGGGUUCUGGGAAGGCUUUGGAGAUUUUUCUCCUACAGAUGUUCACAGACAGUUUGCCAUUGUAUUCAAAACUCCAAAGUAUAAAGAUGUCAAUAUCACCAAGCCAGCCUCUGUAUUUGUCCAGCUUCGGCGGAAAUCUGACUUGGAAACCAGUGAGCCAAAGCCUUUUCUGUACUACCCAGAAAUUAAAGAUAAAGAAGAAGUCCAAAGAAAACGACAAAAACUCAUGCCUAAUUUUUCAGAUAGUUUUGGUGGAGGGAGUGGCCCUGGAGCAGGAGGAGGAGGGAUGUUUGGUGGUGGCGGUGGAGGCAGUGGGAGUGGAACUGGCGGCCCAGGGUAUGGCUUUGCUCCUUAUGGAUUUUCUUAUGGAGGAAUUCCCUUCCAUCCUGGCACAACCAAAUCUAAUGCUGGGAUGAAACAUGAAACCCUAGACUCCUCAUCUGAGCAAGGCCAUGAAGGCUGUGACAGUAGAGAUAACAGGCACUCUGCAGAUCUUUCUGGGAAAAUACUGCAAACCACAGAGCAAGAAGAUAAGUCCAGAGUCACUGGGGAAGAUGAGGUUACUUUGACGUGCACAGUAGGAGUGGAGGAGGAUGAUUGUAGGUUACAGGGUGACCUGUUCCUAGAGAAGGCCAUGCAGCUUGCUAAACGGCAUGCCAGUGCUCUCUUUGACUAUGCAGUGACUGGCGAUGUGAAGAUGUUGCUAGCUGUCCAGCGCCAUCUUACUGCGGUGCAGGAUGACAAUGGGGACAAUGUGUUACACUUAGCAAUCAUCCAUCUUCAUGCUGAAUUGGUACGGAACCUUCUAGAAGUGAUAUCUGGUUUGGUUUCUGAUGACAUCAUUAACAUGAGAAAUGACCUCUACCAGACUCCCUUGCACUUAGCAGUCAUCACCAAGCAGGAAGAUGUGGUAGAGGACCUGCUGAGGGCUGGAGCCGACGUGAGCCUUCCUGACCGCCUGGGGAACUCAGUUUUACACUUAGCUGCAAAGGAAGGAGAUGACAGAAUUCUGAGCAUAUUACUAAAGCACAAAAAGAUAUCACCACUUAUCGAUCACCCCAAUGGUGAAGGCUUGAAUGCGAUUCAUCUGGCCAUGCUGAUCAACAGUAUGCCCUGCCUUCGGCUAAUGAUUGCUGCUGGCGCAGAUGUCAAUGCCCAGGAGCAGACAUCCGGGCGCACCGCCCUGCAUCUGGCUGUUGAACAGGAGAAUGUGUCCUUGGCGGGUUGCCUGUUGUUAGAGGGUGAUGCCUACGUGGACAGCACCACCUAUGACGGAACCACCCCCCUUCACAUUGCUGCUGGACGAGGGUCCACGAAGCUAGCAGCUCUCCUCAAAGCAGCAGGUGCAGACCCUCUUUUGGAGAACUUUGAACCUCUGUUUGACCUGGAUGAUGCUUGGGAACAGGAUGGAGAAGAUGAGGGAAUAAUUCCUGGGACCACCCCUCUGGAUAUGGCAGCCAACUCCCAGGUCUAUGACAUAUUAAAUGGAAAGCCGUAUCAAUCAGAGUCAGCAUCCAGUGAUUUACUGGCACAAGGAGAUAUGAAGCAGCUGAAUGAAGACGCAAAGUUGCAGCUUUAUAAGUUAUUAGAAAUGCCUGAUCCAGACAAAAACUGGUCCACCCUGGCACAGAAAUUAGGUCUGGGGAUACUUAACAACGCCUUCCGGCUGAGUCCUGCUCCUUCCAAAACUCUAAUGGACAACUAUGAGGUCUCUGGAGGGACGAUAAGGGAACUGGUAGAUGCCCUGGGACAAAUGGGCUACACCGAAGCAAUUGAAGUCAUCCAGAAAGCCUUCGAUGCCUCAGUAAAUCCAUCUGAAACCAAACAGCAACCUACAGAGCAGAUAUAUUCUCUGCCCCCAUCACCCUCCUCCAUAAGACAGCAACUAGGUGAAUUUUGUAAACUCCAGGACAAUGAAAGUGUUUGUGACAGUGGGGUGGAGACCUCCUUCCGUAAACUCAGCUUUACUGAGUCUCUGACCAGCCCCAGCCCAUUGAUAACACUCAACAAAAUGCCUCGUGACUAUGGCCAGGAAGCAUCAAUCGAAGGCAAAGUUUAACAAAGGAUUUACAGCACACCAUGGAAAUGAAAAUCCUGAAACGCCAUUUCACCAGUCAAAGGAAAGGAAGUUCAAGGUGCUCAGAGGAAGCAAACUGGUUUGAACUAUUCUGGAUUAAAACCAGGAUCUUCAACUUCCUUCUUACUUCUUAAACUAACUUUAGUUUGGUUCAUUUACAAGAUAUGUCUAGUAACCAGAACCCAGGGUCAGGGUGGCACCUUCUUUAGGGGAAUGGGUCUUACCAAACCUUUUUUGACUGCCAAUGAACUCAAGUGCUUUCUGUUUUUGUCCUGCUGUUCCUAUGCUGCAUACCCACUUCCCUUGAAAGACUUGGGGAGUGCCCACAAGGAUACUCUCUCUAGCUUUUUGUAGUACAGUUACUCACUCAGAUUAUAAAGAAAUUAAGAAAAAAGUAUUUUGAAGUGGGACUCGCUCAAUGUACAAUUUUUUAAAAGCUCAUUGCUUUUGGUUUUCAUGAUUCGAAAGAAAGGAAUAUGUAUAUUUCAGUGAAUAUUUAAACAUUGGUCUAAUCAAUGCUGAAAAUGGUAUUUUCCACUGUUUCUGCAUUUUACUAUUGUAAAUAAUUUUUUAGAUCAGAUACUUUAAAGGAGAAAUGUUGGAUUUAUAAAUGCUAUUUUUUAUUUUACUUUUAUAAUAAAAGAAAAAGUAAAUUGA
Messenger RNA from Vombatus ursinus (common wombat), 3701 nucleotides. It is a transcript of the gene NFKB1, whose product is annotated as nuclear factor kappa B subunit 1. Gene Ontology annotation, biological process: non-canonical NF-kappaB signal transduction; cellular response to stress; canonical NF-kappaB signal transduction. Gene Ontology annotation, cellular component: cytoplasm. Lineage: Eukaryota; Metazoa; Chordata; Mammalia; Diprotodontia; Vombatidae. The record is from RefSeq and is a predicted model, not a curated record. Gene Ontology annotation, molecular function: RNA polymerase II cis-regulatory region sequence-specific DNA binding; protein binding; DNA-binding transcription factor activity, RNA polymerase II-specific. The transcript is spliced from 24 exons. The coding region runs from base 81 to 3026 and encodes 981 amino acids.